AUGAGAGAAACUGGGGGGAUUUUAGCGGUGCUAAUUGUCAUCAUAGUGGCAAGCACGGGCCAGCGCCACCAUGGCCUCUGUCGUCCCGGUGACAUCGUCUUCGUUCUCGACUCCUCUAACAGCAUCUGGCACUCAGAUUUCGACCUGCAGCUCGAGUUUGUGCGCGAUGUUAUGAGCAAGCUACCCAUAAGGUCGGGGGGACGAGGGUUCCGGGUGGGGCUGGUAACCUUCAGUCACAAGGUCAGACUACAGUUCCAUCUGAACUACCACACGGAGAGGGCCGCCCUGAAUAGGGCCAUUAUGAGGGUACCAUACCUGGGCGGAGGCACCUACACGGGCGACGCGAUACGCUACGUCUACACCCAGAUGUUCCAGGAAGCCAGGGGGUCCCGAGCCACAGCUAGUCACUUCAUAGUGGUUGUCACGGAUGGACUUUCACAGAACACGACGGCCACGGCAGUAGAGGCAUCCCUGGCAAGAUACCGUGGGGUGGAGAUGUUCGUGGUUGGGGUGGGGCCUGGGGUGGACCAGGACGAACUAGAGAGCAUCGCCAGUAAUCCUGACCGUCGCUACCUCUUCAAAGUUGACGAUUUUAACGGGUUGAGCAGCAUCAAGGAUAAACUGGCGCUUCGAAUAUGUGAACGUACAUCCACUCCAAAACGGGAUUUCGCCAAUCCUGACUCCAACAAAGAUGACACUGGGCCAGAUAUCGUUUUACCACCAAAACCCCCGCAAAACUGUGGUGGCAAACCAGCGGAAGUUUUCUUCCUUGUGGACGCCUCCAGCAGUAUUUGGCAUCCAGACUUUGAAAAACAACAGUUCUUCAUGGAGCACAUUAUUAAGGUAUUUGAUAUUGGGCCGACACGUACAAGAGUAGGUGUUAUCGUCUUCAGCGACAGAGUUCAUCCAGUAAUUAUGCUGAACACCUACGAGAGACAGAGGGAUUUAUUGCGUGCCAUCCCCGGUGUGCCGUACCUAACUGGUGGUACGGACACUGCCGGAGCCAUUCGGUACAUGAGGGAAAAAGGAUUCGCCAAGUCGGUAGCACGCAGAGAUGUCGCCCAUAUCGGUAUAAUACUAACUGACGGGCAAUCCCAGGACGUAGAUGCCACAAGAGAACAAGCCCGCCUGGCGCAUAAGGAGAGCGUGCACCUGUUCGCCAUUGGAAUCGGGAGUAAUGUGGAUAAAAUGGAGCUUCGAGACAUUGCGAGUGACCCGGAUGAGAACUUUGUGUUCAUGUUGGAUAACUACGAUGCUCUGACGUCCAUACAAGACAUCUUGGCCAUCAAGACAUGUGAUGUGAACCCAGUAACAUCCCCACAGAAAGAUGCCGCGGUUUGCUCCAGACAGCCUAAAAUGGAUCUAAUAUUCGGACUGGAAUCCAAUGACUUGAGGUCUGGUGAAACGAAACUGGUUCUAGAAUUCGUCAGAGAUGUUGUGAAGAGUUUAGACGUGGGUUCUGAGAAAAUCCGCGUGGAUCUGUUGGUCAACGAUUGUCCCAGUUAUAGAGGCAAAACAUUCUCCAACAGAAACUUCAGCAAAGAAGACUUCACUAAUGCGCUGGAUCACGCCGUUGUGCCUCAGAUGUCACACCUUCUCCACAAGAUCAGGCACCAUUCUUUUCCGGCUCUGGUCAGCAGUCGAGCCGAUGUUCCCCGAAUAGCCGUUGUGUUUGUGACUGGUGCCUUGGAUAAGCAACGAGAGGCCCUGAAGGAGGCCCACAGACUCAAACGUCACGGUGUGGAGCUGUUUGUGGUUGCAAUUGGUCCCGGACCCGACGAUUAUGAUAUUUCCUCGAUGUGCAGUUCCCCCACCGACAAACAUUUACUUAGACUCUCCAGCUUCGAGCAGCUUAAGGACUCAAACACUGAAGUGCUGAGGAGACUAUGUGAUGGUAAGGUCAAACAACUGGUUGAGACUGGUCAUUGCAAACCUCAUCAUUUAGAAUCUAGAGGCGGAACUGAAUCUUGGCUUUGA
Liolophura sinensis is the source of this 1977-nucleotide messenger RNA. RefSeq names its product cartilage matrix protein-like. The record is from RefSeq and is a predicted model, not a curated record. NCBI's taxonomy places the organism in Eukaryota, Metazoa, Mollusca, Polyplacophora, Chitonida, Chitonidae. The transcript has 7 exons. Bases 1 to 1977 code for a protein of 658 amino acids.